CACCACACCCCCUUCCAAAAACUACAAUAACCAUAUUUUUAUGCUCCCCCACCCACAUGGGUCCAUUUUAGACCUUAAAAUAAUUGAUCGUUUUUUUCCAAAAAACUCACUGUGCGAGAGGAAGCACAUUCAUAUCGAAAUCUACAAUAUCUGCAUGAAUGAAUAUUUACAUAAGACUCGCGUGCUCGAUCGCCCCCUUUGUUGUGCUGCUCCAGAGAUUCUCUUUGCGUGAGAUUUUAAAAGGAUAAUCAUCAGUGUGUUUGCUUUCUCUUUAAAAAAAUCUUUGUUGAAAAUUGUAAACAAGAAAUUAAGUUGAAUUAUAAUCGACAAGAAUGGAGAAUGUCUAUGAAAAUGUCAAAAAGGAGCUGAAACCACAAGCAGUAAAAGAUGCAUUGGAAUUGAUGUGGAGCCGAAUAAAUGAGCCAGAUAAUUUGGAUAAAAUAAAUGGAGCAAAAGAGGAAGCAGGCAACGAUAUGAUUGAAGUUAUGAAAUUGGUAUUUCCACUUGUUGUGGACAUUCAAGUAGAAGCUGUGGGUAAAUUUGGAUUUCCUAGGAAUAACGAUGGUUUGCGAGAUUUCCUAGUCCGAGCCAAUGAAUUACUUGAAAAUGAUAAGGACAUUUCCGAUAUGUUAAUUCGUAUUCGAUCCAUUUAUCUUCCUUCUUAUGCAUAGUUAACCUGUUUAAUGAUUUUUUAGUAAUGAUUUUUUAUAAGUAACAAUAAACACGCAAUUACUUGUUGUAAUAGUUAAAAA
Messenger RNA from Folsomia candida, 752 nucleotides. RefSeq lists its product as uncharacterized. Gene Ontology annotation, biological process: post-embryonic development. The record is from RefSeq and is a predicted model, not a curated record. The transcript is spliced from 4 exons. NCBI's taxonomy places the organism in Eukaryota, Metazoa, Arthropoda, Collembola, Entomobryomorpha, Isotomidae. Bases 333 to 671 code for a protein of 112 amino acids.